UUUCUCACUCCUCUCUUGUAUCUUUCUAGGUACACAUGAAGUAGAGCUGCUCUUCUUUCAGUGCUCUCCAUUUCCAAAAUGCCAAAGUUUUCCAAAUUUCUAGAACAGGAAUGGGCAAAAAUAUACAGCAACGGAUUUAUCAAAAGAUUACAGUUGGUAGCAGACCAUUUUCCAACCAAGCUGCUGAUAUCACCUUCUGAUUGAAAUGAGAGCCAUUAUUUCCCUGUCCUCAACAUCAAAACUACUGAUGAUGUCUCAACUUGUAUUUAAUUAUUAAUGCGCUCCAGGCUUUUCUUGCUUCUCACUGGCCCCGUAGUCUUCAGCCUUUCUGAAUUUUGACUGAGAAAAAAAAAUAAGAAGAAAACAAAAUCAGUUGAGUGCCUUUGAAUAGAAAACUGACCUUUUCUUUGAGGGUUACUUUGGCUUCUUCAAGGUUGGCUUUAAGUACAGUGUAGAUUUUGGAUGGAGCUGUGGAAGUGGUUCAACUAUCUUAUCUUUAUAAGAUACUGUACAAGCAAAGCUGGAAUUUUUCAGCUGAUCUCACAAACUUCAGGGGAUUAGAAGUUCAGCUUGAUAGGAUACUUCUAUUUGCGACUACUAUGGAUGAGUUCUUGAAAAGAGACUAUCCAAGACAAUCAAUUCAAAGCUUGCCAGAGUCCAUACAUUCACUUCUAGGAUUCAAGAAAGACUUGACUCCCAACUGGGUCGAAUCUGUUCGUCGAAUAAUAAGCAAUGUGACAUCUCUCAGGAUAGAUGGUGGUUCUCAAAUGAGUUGCUCAGAAUCAGAAAAAACUGAGACUGAGAAAUAUGAAGCUAUUUCAAAGAUUCAAGGUGAUAUCAAUUUACUAAAUGCUCGGGUCAACAAGUUGAACAUAGGAAGGAGGCAAGCGCUAAAUGAGUACUUGGAUCUGAAAGGGAAUAUUCGUGUAUUUUGUCGGAUACGACCACUAUUAGGAGAUGAGCCAUAUAGUAACCGAAGACCAGUAGCGUCUUCAGAUUCAAGCACUGUGUUUCUGAAUAUUACUGACAAGAAGACCAAACAAUAUACUUUCGAUAAGGUUUUCCACCCACACUCAACACAAGAUGAAGUUUUUCUUGAAAUAGAGCCAGUGAUAAAAUCUGCAUUGGAUGGAUAUAAUGUUUGCAUAUUUGCUUAUGGACAAACAGGCACGGGUAAAACUUAUACUAUGGAAGGCAUACCAAACUCCCCUGGUGUUGUGCCUCGAGGAAUUGAAGCCUUGUUUGACCAAGCAUUAGAAAGCAAUUACAAACUCCAGUUUACUUUCAGUAUGCUUGAGAUAUAUUUGGGAGGCCUACGGGAUUUACUUGUUCCUCGGAGUGUGAAGCUAAGGAUUCCUAAAGUACCUUGCCUUUCAAUCCAAACAGAUCCUAAUGGUGGCAUAGAGAUCGAAAAUCUUACUGCUGUCAAAGUGAACAAUUUCAAGGAAGUGAAGAAGUUAUAUAAAUUCGGCAACCAUUUUAGAUCAACAGCUCCAACCAUGUCUAAUUCUACAUCAAGCAGAUCUCACUGCCUUAUCCGAAUAUCUGUAACUGGUUGCGGAGCAUCAGCGAGAUGUAGGGAUACAAAUAAGAUAUGGAUGGUUGAUUUAGGUGGAAGUGAACGACUGUUAAAGACACAGGCAAGCGGGAGAAGACUCGAAGAGGGGAAGGCAAUAAAUCUAUCACUUUCAGCCCUUGGGGAUGUUAUUAGUGCACUCCAAAGUAGAAAGCCUCAUGUUCCUUACAGGAAUAGUAAGCUUACACAAGUUCUCAGAGAUUCCCUUGGAUCAGAUUCAAAAUCCUUGAUGCUUGUCCAUGUGAGCCCCAAAGAAGAAGAUAUGUGUGAAACCAUAUGUUCCCUUAGUUUUGCAACAAGAGUUAGAAGCAUCCAUCUUGGGAGUGAAGAAGCAACGAAACAGGAAAUGAGAGCUAAAAAAGAACUUGCAAUGACUGAACUGCUGCAAAAGGUUCAAAAUUUUGAAAGUGAACGACAAGAUGUUAAAAAGAAUAUUGAGAGGCUUACUAAGAGACUAAAGCAGUUAACAGGACCUGAGCCAGAAAGUGAAGGAAAUGUUGAAACCUCCCAUCUAUCCAUCGAAAGUAUUCAGCCUAAUGGGAAGGACAAGAUAAAGAGAGCCAAAGGUUCAACAAGAGCUCCAGCAGACUUACCAAGAUUCAUGAGACCCACAAUCUGCAGUCGAAGAAAAACAGGCACUAAUCAGCCGAUCUCUUGGAAUAGCAGCAGGAAGCCACAGAUUCCUCCAAAGCAGCGAAGGCCUUCAUCAGUUUAUGCUGAAUCUGUGACUUACCAAACUAAGGGUGUGGAUUGGCAGUCUGAACAUGGCUCAGAAUUUAGUAUGCCCUCAAUUAGCAUCUUCAACUGGAACUACAGUGCAAAUGAUGGAACUGAAUGGAGUCGAGAAACAUCUGAGUAUCAGAUCAAAAAGGUUAUCUUCCCAGAACCAGAGAAAUCCCCCAGAGAUUCAAAGUCUUCUUUUUCAGAUGAAAAUUCCCAUGAGUCAGAAGACGGUCAGACAAACAAAUUAGAGUAUGAGAACAAUUUGGUUCUUGAUAAUUGGCUUCAGUUACAAAUGAAAGAACAGAAUAGUUCGUACAAACAAGUGCUUGCUAUUCCUACUGAUGCAAAAAACUCAAGUCCGGAUGCCAACGAAAAUCUAAAUGAUUUCAGAGAAGAGCUAAGGUUAUACAAGACAAAUAAGAACUUUGAUGAAUCCAUGAUUAAAGGAGAGCCUCACAAGGACACACCUAUCACCGACAGUUCAUCAUCAGAUGUAGCAAGUAAAAAGCAUCUUCAGAAAAAUGAUUCAGAUCAAGGAUAUCAAAGGUUCGAAUGCAUACAUGAAAACAAACAAGAGUGUAUUAACACUUGUGAGGAAAUUGAGUCUGGUAGUGAAAGUGCUCUAGCAGAAAGAGGAACUCCUGUAACCAAAGAAAUGGCAAUGUUACUCAAUGGCUACAAUGAGGAUUCAAGUAGCUCUAAAGAUCACAACAUAGAUAAUGAGGAAACUCGCCUGUUCUCCAUGAGAUGUAGAAGAAAAUUGCUAACGGCGGAAGAUAAAGCAAAACUUGUUCAGAAGUUUGUAGCUCUGGGAGAUUCAGCAGUAACUGUUGCCAACUCCGAAGAGGGAAAACAUGCGAAGGGGGCAAGCCAGCUACUUGGGCAUACUGUUCGAUUGAUAUGGGCUAUUGCUCUUUUAGGAUUGGGGAUUCGCAGAUUAGGAUUUGAGGAUGACUUCUUCCAGGGCUUAACAUUAUAAGAUGCUAGCAUUUGUGUUGAUCCGUCAACAUAGGACUAGGUUUUACAUGAUUACUCCACACAAAAGUUCUUCUUUUCCUUUUAUUCUUCUUUUAGAAAAGCAUUCAAAUGUUAUUGUAAAUUAAGGAAUGCAGUAGGUUAGAAACAAAUUGUGCCUUCACCCUUCAGAUGUGAAUUAGGAACAAACUGUGUUCCCAUCGUACCGCAAAAUCUCACUCCCCCAAUAUCCCCCCGUGGAAGCAAAUGUUUGAUUCAAAUUUCUGGCAUAAGAAUCAGCAAGAGCAAGCUUAAGAUUGUCUGUUGGAU
Molecule: messenger RNA, 3583 nt
Organism: Asparagus officinalis (garden asparagus)
Lineage: Eukaryota; Viridiplantae; Streptophyta; Magnoliopsida; Asparagales; Asparagaceae
Product: kinesin-like protein KIN-14B
Exons: 12
Coding region: 600-3278 (892 amino acids)
Biological process (GO): microtubule-based movement
Molecular function (GO): microtubule binding; ATP binding; microtubule motor activity
Source: RefSeq, a predicted model, not a curated record